AGACCAAGUAAUGCAUCCAACUUAUGCAGAAGUUGGAUUAGGCUUACAAUCAUUAAUUAAACUUAAUGAGGCCUCAAAUUUAAAGAUUUUCUGGGAUUUACUUCAUUGUGAAGCUAGCUAGGCGCCUAGGCCAAAUUUCUGUCUGAUAGAGUGCUCAGGAAUGGUAGGCCAAUAAAUCAUCAUAUAUCAUCAUCUAUUUGGAGUAACAUAAGUUCGAUGUCAUUUUGGAGAAUUCUAGCUGGUAACUAGGUACUGGUAGAAGAUUCAAUUAUGGGAGGAUUCUUGGUGUGGUGAGCCUCUCAAAGAAAGGCUUCAAAUCAACGAAUCAUUGUUAAGAGAUCUUCCAGUUAAAGAGUGCGAGAUUAUGCAUAACCGUUCUUGGUUUAUACCUCAAAAUUUAGGUGUUAUGUUUCCUAACUUAAAGGACUUGGUUCAAAAAGUUACUAUUCCUUUAGAAUACUUACAUGACAAGCUUAUUUGGAACAACUCCCCUACUAGUGAUUUGUCUUCGAAAAUUGCUUAUGAGUUCAAGAGGCAUAAAACUCAAACCAAAAACUGCGCUAAGAACAUUUGGUGUAAGGAUGUUCCCCCUUCUAAGUCUUUAUUGGUUUGGAGAUUGAUGUUGGACAAGGUUCCUACAUAUGAUAUGCUUAUGGUUAGAGGUUGCAGCAUGACUUCAAUGUGUUCCAUCUGUCACUCUUAUACUGAAUCAGCAUUUCAUUUGUUUUUUAACUGCACUUUUGCUUUCAAACUUUGGUGCUGGCUAGCUACUUCGUUGAGUUCUACUCUUCACUUCCAGUCCAUGGAAGACAUUUGGAGGUUAUGUGAGAAACCUUGGUCUCCUCAGUGUAAGCUUGUUAUUAAGUCUGCUAUUAUUAAUAUAAUUAAUGCUAUGUGGAUGGCUAGAAAUAAUGCUAGAUUCAAUCAUAGUCAAACUCACUGGAAAAAUGCUAUUGUUUGGAUUUAUUCAAAUACUGCACUUGCAGGAAACAAAACUUCAUUAUACUCCUCUGCUUGUUUAUCAGACUUCACCAUUCUUAAAGGUUUAAAUGUUAACAUUCAUCCUCCCAAAGUCCCAAGUAGAUGCAAGCUUGGGACAUUUGCUUUGUAGAUGGUCUAGAGCACCGGGACGCAACUGCAAUUUACAAUUGCUUACGUGCAUAUGCUGCCAUUGACAACACCAAGAAUGCAGAAUAAACUUUUCGAGUUACUGUUGUGACUCCAUUGAUACAGAAGAUUAUUCUACAUGGGUCAUCAGCUGUGGCUGCUGCAUCAUCCGGGGAUGGGCUUGAAAAUGAUUAUCAAUUAAUUAAGGAGUGCAUUUAUAUAGACUGCAAAUUUUUGUUGGAUAUUUCUUCAGCCGCAAGGUCAUUUAUGGCCGUGAUUGUGGUUGUGCCAACAUAUAUCAUGCUUACUUAUCAAAAUGGCAGCAUGAUAAAAUGACAAUUGUGUUGCUUGCAAUAUUGCCUGAUACACAAAAUGAGGAAGUAAACAAUGGAAAGCUCAAGCUGGAGCAUUGCAGGACAGAGCUGCAAGUUGCAGAUGUCCUAACAAAGGCAAUGACAGUUGAAACCUUUGUUAGGUUGAGAAAUUUGAUGUGCAUUAAGUCCUUAGAGAACAUGAAUUAAGGGGGUGUGUUGAAUUGUGCAAAUUCAUUGUGUAAUCCAUGUUCCUAAAUCAGUUACUUGAUGUCCAAGUUAGUUUCAAAGUUAGUUAGUUUGUUGCUUAUGUGGCAAGUGACAAACAAGUUAGUUGUUAAGUAGUUAAUAACAGUUUUAGGGAGUUAGUUAGUUAGUUAGGAGGUGGUUACAAGUUAGUUAGAAGUGUGUGUGAUUGCUUAAGUGUAAAGCAAUGUGUAUAAAUGCAAGUGAUUGCAUUAUUGGUUUUUGUAACCUUUUCCUUGGCCCAUUAGUGGAAGAAUAAAAUUUCUCUUCUCCCUAAUCAGAUUCAUUCUCUAAUCAUUCAGUUUUACUUUUCAUUCUUCUUCUUCCUUUAUACUGAAAACCAAUUCUUCAUUCAUUCCAUAGUUUUCUU
Messenger RNA from Trifolium pratense (red clover), 2034 nucleotides. RefSeq lists its product as uncharacterized. The transcript is spliced from 2 exons. Bases 365 to 1111 code for a protein of 248 amino acids. The record is from RefSeq and is a predicted model, not a curated record. NCBI's taxonomy places the organism in Eukaryota, Viridiplantae, Streptophyta, Magnoliopsida, Fabales, Fabaceae.